AUGGCGAAGUUUAACACAGGGGCCAACCCGACAGAAGAGGCCUCCUUCAACAACCGGCCCCUCAAAGUCGCAGGGCAAAACUCACCUUCAGGAGUACAAGCUAAAAAGAACUUAUUCAACAACCAAGGAAAUGCCAGCCCUCCCACAGGACCUAACAACGUAUCUAGGUUUGGGUCCCCAAAACCACCAUUGGGGGUGAAACCAUCUUUUGAUGAAAAACCUGACAAGGAGCCCAAGCCGCCAUUUCUAAAGCCAAGUGGAGUGGGCCAAAGAUUUGGGGCUCCAGCUAACUCAGCCACCAGAGACUCUGAGGUAAAAGCAGGAUUUCUGAAGCCUGCAGGCCCCAAACCCAUCAACUUGCCCAAAGAAGAUCCCAAACCUGUAUUUCCCCGGCCUCCUGGGAAUAAGCCUUCACUGCAAAAUAUAAACCAAGAGCAUGACUUAAAGCCACCAGGCCUGAAGCCCAAGUCGAACCCUGCAACCCAGGAAAAUGAACAGAAUCAAGUGUUUCCGAAGUUGGCUGGGGUUAAAAACAAGUUUAUGGCUGCCACACAAGAACAUGAGGCCAAGACCCUCUUCCCCAAAUCUGCCUUUGGUCAGAAGCCAUCCCAGAGUAUAGAUGAGGAGGAGGAGAGCCCAUCUAAGAAUGUGUCUGUACAGAAAGGACCCCCGGGUUCCCUGGGAUCCAAGUUCAGAGCAGGUCCUCUAAAACCAGCAAGAGAAGACUCUGACAAUAAAGACCAUGGAGGUGAGACCUCAAGCUCGCCUUUUCCUGGAGUAGUUCUGAAAUCAACUACAAACAGAGGAGGCCCAGGCCUCUCCAAAAAUGUUGAAGAGAAGAAAGAAGACAGGAAGAUAGAUGCUGCUAAGAAUGUCUUUCUGAGCAAAAUGAAUCAGGAGGAGUUGCCCUCAGGAGCUCCCCCUGCCAAGUUCCCUAAGACCCCUUCUAAGCUGACACUAGGAGGGCCUUGGAGCCAAAGCCAAGAAAGGGAAAAGGGGGACAAGAGCCCCGCAACCCCUAAACAGAAGUCAUUGCCCCCCCUGUUCACCUUGGGCCCACCGCCGCCAAAACCCAACAGACCACCAAAUGUCGACCUUUCGAAAUUCCGAAAAGCUGCUGCUGGAAAUGGUAUCAGCAAAGGCCCAGCAUCUUACUCGACAUCUUCCCUACCACCACCUCCUCCAUCCCAUCCACCCAGCCAGCCGCCAUUGCCAGCAUCUCAUCCAGCACAACCUCCACCAGUCCCAAGUCUACCUCCCAGAAAUAUUAAACCCCCGCUAGAUCUAAAAAGCUCUGUAAAUGAAGACAGUCAGGAUGGUGCCAUGCAUGCUGAAGGUACUGGAAAUCUAGAAGAGGAUCAAGAGAGUGAAGGAGAAACAUAUGAAGACAUAGAAACAUCCAAAGAACGAGAGAAGAAAAGGGAAAAGGAAGAAAAGAAGAGAUUAGAGCAAGAGAAAAAGGAACAAAGAGAAAAGGAAAAGAAAGAACAAGAGAUAAAGAAGAAGUUUAAACUGACAGGCCCUAUUCAAGUCCUCCAUCAAGCAAAAGCAUGCUGUGAUGUCAAAGGAGGAAAGAAUGAACUGAGUGUCAAGCAAGGAGAACAAAUUGAAAUAAUCCGCAUCACAGACAACCCUGAAGGAAAAUGGCUGGGCAGAACAGUCAGGGGAUCAUAUGGCUAUAUUAAAACAACUGCUGUAGAGAUUGAUUAUGAUUCUUUGAAAAGGAAAAAGAACUCCCUCAGUGCCUUUUCAUCAAGAGCUCUUCAUGAUGAUCAAGAAGUGUAUGAUGAUGUUGCUGAGCAGGAUGUUAACAGCCACAGUCAAAGUGGAAGUGGAGGGAUGUUCCCACCUCCCCCAGAUGAUGAUAUUUAUGAUGGGAUCGAAGAGGAAGAAGAUGAUGAUGGCUUCAUGCUACAGGUUGAAGAGAGAAGUAACUCCUGGUCCUGGGGGAUUUUGAAGAAGUUAAAGGGAAAAGAUGACAAAAAGAAAAGUAUACGAGUGAAACCUAAAGUCUCUGAGUCAGACAGUAAUGAAGGUCCAUCUUUCCCUUCUCCUCCUAAACUAUUGGAAGAGGGAGAAGAAGUUUAUGAUGAUGUGGAUGCCUCUGAUUUCCCUGCUCCACCCGCAGAGAUGAGUUAUGGAAUGAAGACCAAGGCAGAAGAAAAAGACCCUAAAAAGCUAAAAAAGCAGGAAAAAGAAGAAAAGGACUUCAGGAAAAAAUUUAAAUAUGAUGGUGAAAUUAGAGUCCUCUAUUCAACCAGAGUUUCACCCUCCUUAACUUCUAAAAAGUGUGGAGCCAGAGAUCUCCAGGUAAAGCCUGGUGAAUCUCUUCAAGUCAUACAAAGCACAGAUGACACGAAAGUUCUCUGCAGAAAUGAAGAAGGAAAAUAUGGCUAUGUCCUUCGAAGUCACUUAGUAGACAAUGAUGGAGAAAUCUAUGAUGAUAUUGCUGAUGGCUGCAUCUAUGACAAUGACUAAUGCUCCACUUUGGUUAUUUUACUAUGUUCACUUAAUACCAAUAUGAAAUCUAGGUUUCAAAUGAUAUGCUAUUAAGUAGUUCUGGGUUCACAGAACUACUCAUCACUAUAUGCUGUAAAUGUUGAUUAUAAAGUUUUGAAAUUUUGGUUUUAGAAAAUGGUCUCUGCUUAUUCAAUAUCUCAGACAGUACCAAUGAAAUAUAGAUAUCCCAUAUUUGCUUCAAUUACAACUAUAAAGGAGCUUCUUUUAGACCAUCAAAGGACAGACAACUUCUCCUUAAAAAAAAAUAA
Condylura cristata (star-nosed mole) is the source of this 2768-nucleotide messenger RNA. RefSeq names its product FYN binding protein (gene FYB1). The transcript has 18 exons. Gene Ontology annotation, biological process: T cell receptor signaling pathway; protein localization to plasma membrane; integrin-mediated signaling pathway. The record is from RefSeq and is a predicted model, not a curated record. Gene Ontology annotation, cellular component: plasma membrane. The coding region runs from base 1 to 2478 and encodes 825 amino acids. Gene Ontology annotation, molecular function: protein binding; lipid binding. NCBI's taxonomy places the organism in Eukaryota, Metazoa, Chordata, Mammalia, Eulipotyphla, Talpidae.